This is a messenger RNA of Ostreobium quekettii, 1203 nucleotides long. NCBI's taxonomy places the organism in Eukaryota, Viridiplantae, Chlorophyta, Ulvophyceae, Bryopsidales, Ostreobiaceae. The record is from the annotation of a GenBank genome assembly.
AUGCCCACACAGGAGACGACUAUGGACAUCGGAAACCCGACCCCAGCGCAGCAAGCAACGCUCGAAGAGAUUCGCGCAGAGCAACGCGAACGAAUGCUCGAAGCUGCCAAAGAUCUCGGCGUGGAUCCCCCACAUGUCGAUCAUCUGCGCGACUACAUAGCGCAGAUGGCCAGAGAGUUUUUCGAAGAGGUCAUCCUCACGAAUUUCCCAGACGAAGCUGAGAGCUUCUUUUACCUCCUCGACAACAUCGAGGCAGUCAUGGAACACGACGCGCUCAGGCGAGCCGCGGGUGGCAGGAAAAAUAAGUCGUGGCGAGAUUCGCUCCCGCCCUCUCCAAUCAGCGAGCAUGUCCGCACGGUGGCUCUGGCUUCCCAAAAGUACGAAUCGAACGAUACCCGCGCCGCGCGAAGAGCGCGGCUGGCCGCAGCCACAGUCUCGGCGCUGAAAUCGGGGCAACUCGAGACGGCAUGGUCCGAAUGCUCCCGAAACGAGGACAUGACCUUUGUUGGGGCGGGUUUCAACAUCCUUUUGUUGAUGGCCUUCACAGGGCAUCUGAUGCCUACCCUGGCAUGGCUCGCGCCCUAUUUCAGGCAAGCAGAAACCAAUCUCUCCACUGAGGUCAACAAGCUGGUCUCGGGUGCGGGCGUUGUUUUCUGCGUCAGCACAGCUUUGGAGUUCUUCACCAUCAUCCUUCCCAACUCCAUCCAACGCAAACACAAGUACGCUGCGCUGAAUUUACUCACGCCAGGUAAGAAGCAUCCGAACUUCGGGCACCAAGCGUUCAGCAAGUACGCCCAUGACGAUAGCCGUAUUGAUGUGGCCCUGCUUGAGGAGCACUACCAGGAGCGAUGGUCUAUGGAACCAGAAGACCAAGACAAGCUCUACCAAAACAUCCAACAGGAUCUUGGGGACGUGAACGUCAUGGUUGCGGAUCGGCACAGGGAGGCGCUCCUCGCCAGAGACUCCUUCACGCUUGCGUUUCUGACGGCUGUGGUUUCAAGCGCCGCCGCCGUCGUCUUUAUCGAUAUCGGCUGGAACUGGAACUACUGGUGCUUGGCAAUAAUCCUGCUCGAGCUCGCCGUCUGCGUGGUCUGGGCAAACAAGGCUUGGCGACGCCAUGGCAACGAGGUGCUCGCCGCCGAAACGAACAGAAUCCGAAAACUCAACAAACAAGGAGGUGACCAAAGUGACGACUCGAUUUAG